AUGUGGAAUUUAUCAUUUGUUGAAGGUUUAAAAAUUUAUAAAAGAAAUUCAUUCACUACUAAUGGAAGACCAACACAAAUAAUAACACAAAAUACUACCACCACACAAUUAGCAGCAGUAACAACAGUACCACAACAACAACAACAACAACAAAUAACAACAUUCAAUAAUAAUAAUAGAUAUAAAGAGAAUGAAAAUAAUAUUGAAUAUAAUUUAUCAUCACAAUCUUCAUAUAAUUAUAGAAAUGGUCCAAAAUUAAUGAAUAGAAUUGAAUCAACUAGCAAAUGGUUAUUUUAUUCAAUGAUUAUUUGUAUAAUGGUUUAUUUAUUACAAUCAAUUUCACAAUUAAUAUUUACUGAAAUUUAUAUUUCAUUAUAUGGAAAUGGACUUUUAAUUUUAUAUGAUUCUUAUAUUAUUGUAAUUGGAUUUAUUAAUUCUCUAUCAGAUUUUACACCAUUUUUAAUGUGUUAUAUAUUUCAUAAAUCUAAUCAAAUUAUACGUGAUAUUGUUAGAGAUGAAAAUGAUUUAACACAUUACACUGAUUCAACUUUGAGUACACACAAUAAUUAUUAUCAUAAUUAUCAUAAUUAUCAUAAUGGAAAUAUUGGUGUUGGAGGUGCUAUUAUUGAUGGUGGUAUUGAUGGUGGUAUUGGAGGUGGUAUAGAAUCUGAUUUGGAUGAACAGAGUGAAGCAAGUUCAUUAAUCAUGUCUCCACCAUUACAUAGUGGUGGUGGUGGUCUAUUGAAUGAUCAACAAUAUAUUAUUACCUCCUCUCCUUAUUCACAUAAUAAUAAUAAUAAUAAUAAUAGAAAUAGUCGUUCUAAUAGUAAUGCAAUUCAAAGAGAACGAGCUAAUAGUAAUCAAAGUAAUAAUAGUAGUAGUAGAAGUAGAGCCAAUAGUAUGGAUUAUCCCUAUCAACAACAACAAACUUCCAUAAUGAUGAUGAAUAGUAAUGGUGCUAUAGGUGGUAUUGGUAGUGGUAGUAGUGGUAAUGGCAGUGGUAAUAAUCAAAAGAGAGGUUUCUUCUCAAAAUUAUUCAAAUCAGGAAUUGAAGAAGAUACAAUGCUUAUUAGUGUACCCUAUGAGAAUAGGUUAUAACCUAAUAUAUUUACAUAACAUUCUACCAUCAAAAUACUGUUAGUAGCAGUAGUAGAAUAUUAAAUAGGAAGAUUUAGAGUUAAUUUAUUGAAAACUAGGUAUUGGUGUUUCUCCAAUCAAAACAAAUAUUGAAAUAAAUUAGUAUAAAGAACAAGUACAUGAUUAUUAUAACACUGUAUUCACAAUAUGUUGAGUUUAAAAAAUGAAACGAAAUCUUAAUAUACUACUACUAUUAAGAAUGAAAGACAAAAGUAUUUCGCAUUAAAUUUUAUGAUGUCAUUAGUAUCAAUAGUUUAAAUGGAAUAGAGUUUGAAUAUUUAAAGGUAUUGUUCAUUCUCAAAAUAAUAGAACUUUAAAUAUUUGUAACAUACAUUUUGGGGUUGUGAGCAUUCAAAUAAUAUUAAAUAUCCAAUAAAUAUAAAAUUU
Naegleria gruberi is the source of this 1524-nucleotide messenger RNA. RefSeq lists its product as uncharacterized. Lineage: Eukaryota; Heterolobosea; Eutetramitea; Acrasida; Naegleriidae. Bases 1 to 1098 code for a protein of 365 amino acids. The transcript has a single exon. The record is from RefSeq and is a predicted model, not a curated record.